AUGGAAAGAAACAUAUGGAUCAAAGCCCAGAUCCGGCAGCUGGAGGAUGUUCUCGCUGGUCUUAGAACCCGGCUUUCAAUGAUGAACGCAAGACAGUCAAACAACGAUGCCGAGUUCUGGAGGGUCUGGGGCAGAGAGAGAGAGGACUAUAAGAAUUCCCCGGAAGGAAUGCGUCUCUUGAGCAAUUACAACAGCGACACUGCGAGAUUCCGCGCCGAUCAGCUGGAUUUGGAAAGCAAGAUUGAUGAUAUACAGUACCAAAUCCGGCUUGAAUUGAACUUCUUGGACUACUUUGGGAGUCAAGGGGAGGUUUAA
Molecule: messenger RNA, 315 nt
Organism: Clonostachys byssicola
Lineage: Eukaryota; Fungi; Ascomycota; Sordariomycetes; Hypocreales; Bionectriaceae
Source: the annotation of a GenBank genome assembly